Molecule: messenger RNA, 1422 nt
Organism: Echinostoma caproni
Lineage: Eukaryota; Metazoa; Platyhelminthes; Trematoda; Plagiorchiida; Echinostomatidae
Source: the annotation of a GenBank genome assembly
UCUUCCAAGCGUCGAAUGGCUUCAUCAAGAUGCUGUACUCUAAAGGAUAUGCUUCACUUGCCCUCUCACUCACGCACACACACACGUUCAUUUUCAUUGUUAAAUCUGACAUUUGGAAUCUUUCACGUAACCAAUUUCUCCNUCCCACCCAAACCCCCUUACCCCGACCGUUCUGCUCUCAAACAGUGGAUUUCUAUUCCAUUCGCAAUGACCAAUAAGGCCACAGUACCGAUCACCACAACCUGGGAUAAAUGGAAAGGAACAGUGAAGCCGGAAGAUGCAUUCUAUUAUGCAGACAAUUUCUUCAUGCUCACAUUCGGUGGGAUCCCGUGGCAAGUCUACUUCCAGCGUGUUCUGUCCUCAAAAACAGCUGCCCAGGCACAAAUCCUCAGUUACGUGGCCGCUUUGGGAUGCUUAAUGAUGGCACUACCCUCAGUCCUGAUAGGAGCGGUUGGGGCGAAUUGGACUUUGACCGAGUACAAUGGAACUGUGGAAGAACAAAUCCCCGUGGAUCAAAUGAAACUGAUUCUACCAUUAGUUCUGCGCUAUUUGUGCCCGGUUUGGGUUUCAUUCAUUGGGCUUGGAGCUGUCUCGGCUGCCGUGAUGUCUUCCUCGGACUCCUCCGUGCUGUCUGCUGCCUCCAUGUUUGCCCGAAAUGUGGUCAAAUCGAUUUUCUGGCAAUCGGCCACAGAACGACAAAUUAUCUGGGUCAUGCGUGUUAGUAUAUUUGUGGUCGGUGCCAUGUCUUGUGCGUUGGGUAUAUAUAUCAAAUCGAUUUACGGAUUGUGGUAUCUGUGCUCAGAUUUGGUCUAUGUGAUCCUGUUCCCACAACUUGUCUGUGUGCUGUAUGUGCGAUUUGCGAACACUUACGGAUCUCUUGCCGGCUAUAUUGUUGGUCUGUUUGUACGGCUAACUGCCGGUGAGGCAGUGCUUGGAAUGCCUCCGUUAAUCAUCUAUCCGAACUAUUUUGACGAUCCGGUGAGCUUUUAUCAACGCUUCCCUACCAAAACGUUCGCAAUGCUAUGCAGCAUGGUUGUGACCGUGUUUUUCUCGUUUGUCACUGAUCAGUUUUUCCGGGCCAAUUCGCGUCGUUUACGAUUCGAUGUGUUUCACUGUUACAAAGAACGUAAAUCGGCUACCGGGUCCGUUCGAAUCGGGAAUCGAUUUAAUCGUCCAUCGAUUCGUACCGUCAAAUUACCGGUACAGGUCAUCGAAGGAGUGAACGAGGAGGAGGAGGAGGAGGAUGAGGCGACCGGACAGGAGAAAGUGAAUGAUUCCAUGACGGAUCCGGAACAGAUGCAACGGAAUGGAAAAAAGGAGACGAGCAAGAUUCUUAUCACUCGGGCCACAUUCCAAACGAAUGAAAGCAAUACAAGACGUGAGAAUGAAACUCCUUUGACCGAAGAACCUGUGUCACAGUGA